GUCCAGCCCAGGAGGUCGUUUAAAAACCCCGCCUCUCACAAAACCCUAAAGCCGAACUUUGGCGAGAAUAGCUGAGUAGGAGCAGAGAGUUUCGCCGCACUACAAUGGGCGCCUACACUUACGUGUCAGAGCUAUGGAGGAAGAAGCAGUCCGAUGUGAUGAGGUUCUUACAAAGGGUGAGGUGCUGGGAGUAUCGCCAGCUUCCAUCAAUAGUGCGUGUUACUAGGCCUACUCGUCCUGACAAGGCACGACGUUUGGGUUACAAAGCCAAACAGGGCUAUGUGGUUUACCGUGUUCGUGUGAAGCGUGGUGGAAGGAAGAGGCCUGUAUCCAAGGGUAUUGUGUACGGUAAGCCUACCAACCAGGGAGUCACCCAAUUGAAGUUUCAGCGUAGUAAGCGAUCUGUUGCUGAGGAGCGUGCUGGUAGGAAAUUGGGUGGUCUCAAGGUCCUCAAUUCUUACUGGAUCAAUGAGGAUUCCACAUAUAAAUACUUUGAAGUGCUCCUGAUUGAUUCAGCCCAUGCUGCUAUAAGGAAUGACCCAAGAAUCAACUGGAUCUGCAACCCAGUGCACAAGCAUAGAGAGCUUCGUGGACUGACUUCAGCUGGGAAGAAAUACAGGGGUCUCCGAGGAAGAGGACACUUGCACCACAAGGCAAGACCCUCAAGAAGGGCAACCUGGAAGAGGAACCAGACUCUGUCUCUACGCCGUUAUCGUUGAUCUGCUUAGAGUUUUUCAAGAGUUUCUUAUUGUAUUGUUCACGACUGUAGUAGUCCUUUCUUUUUUGAAAUCAAGUUCUGAGAAACUUGGUAGAACAGCUCAAUUUGUGCAAUGGAUGAU
Molecule: messenger RNA, 839 nt
Organism: Solanum verrucosum
Lineage: Eukaryota; Viridiplantae; Streptophyta; Magnoliopsida; Solanales; Solanaceae
Product: 60S ribosomal protein L15-like
Exons: 4
Coding region: 105-719 (204 amino acids)
Biological process (GO): cytoplasmic translation
Cellular component (GO): ribosome; cytosolic large ribosomal subunit
Molecular function (GO): structural constituent of ribosome; RNA binding
Source: RefSeq, a predicted model, not a curated record